AUGAAGAUCAACGUAGUUUCAGCUAUUUUUAUUAUUUUUUCUCUUUGCCUUUUUAACAAUGCUUACGGAAAAGCUAGUUCCAAAAAUGUUAUUAAAAAAUCAGCAGAACCUAUAAUUGACGUACAAGAAUUAAUUAGUGAUAUGGUUAAGAAAGAAGAAGACAUUGUUCAAUUGACAAAAAAUAAAAAAUCUUUAAGAAGAAUCAAUAUAGCUCUUGCCACAGCAUUAAGUGUUGUAUCAGCAUUAUUAGUUGGAAGUACUGGAUUAGUUAUGUACAAUUCUGGCAAGGGAAGACGCCCAUUCCAACUUGGAGGAUCCAAAGAUGCAUCUGAAGAUGCUGCUUCAUCAGAAAAUGAUCAAUCUACUACAAACCCACUCGCAUCUCUUAGAGCACCAGUAAACAUUGAAGCUGCAGGUAAAAACAUCAUGGAUGCCCUCAAAAAAUCAUCACUCGAUGGUAACACUCUUUCAGCAACUAAUGUUUAA
Plasmodium vinckei vinckei is the source of this 486-nucleotide messenger RNA. RefSeq names its product circumsporozoite-related antigen exported protein 1, putative. The coding region runs from base 1 to 486 and encodes 161 amino acids. The record is from RefSeq and is a predicted model, not a curated record. Lineage: Eukaryota; Apicomplexa; Aconoidasida; Haemosporida; Plasmodiidae. The transcript is spliced from 2 exons.